Molecule: messenger RNA, 1148 nt
Organism: Polistes canadensis
Lineage: Eukaryota; Metazoa; Arthropoda; Insecta; Hymenoptera; Vespidae
Gene: koko
Product: cyclin-related protein FAM58A
Exons: 6
Coding region: 158-973 (271 amino acids)
Biological process (GO): regulation of transcription by RNA polymerase II
Cellular component (GO): nucleus
Molecular function (GO): cyclin-dependent protein serine/threonine kinase regulator activity
Source: RefSeq, a predicted model, not a curated record
CCUCUUAUCUAAUCAUAUUAUUAAUGAAAAAGUUUAUAGAAGUGGUGAAAAUUGUGUUGCUUAUUUCUGACGCAGAUAAUAAACAUAUUUCAUAUAAUUUAUAAUUAAUUUAAUUAUUUUAUUUUACGAAAGAGAGAGUAAUUGUUGUUUUAUUACAAUGAAUCCAACGGAACCGACAACUACUGAAACGCUAAGUUCGAAGAUGAAGGAUGUAAUAGAUGUAUUGGCAAUGCAACGAGAGAAAAGGAAUACGUUGCAGAAAAGUAUUACUAUCGAUUAUACUAAAGCUAAUGACAAUUUUGCAGUUUCAAGAUUCAUAUUUGAAUGUGGUUUGAAAUUAGAGGUUCAUUUUCUAACAAUUGCAACAGCGGCAACUUUAUAUCAUAGGUUUAUGAAAGAAGCUACCGCCCAAGGAUAUGAUAAUUAUUUAAUAGCAGCUACUUGCUUAUAUCUGGCAGGAAAAGCAAAAGAUGAUAAUUUAAAAAUAAGAGAUGUGAUGAAUGUAUCAUAUAGCACACUUCACAGAGGUUCACAACCACUGGAGUUAGGAGAACAGUAUUGGAGUAUGAGAGAUGCUAUUGUGCAAGCUGAACUUCUCAUCAUGCGUAUGUUGAAGUUUCAAGUAAGCCCAGUGCAUCCACACAAAUACAUGUUGCACUAUUUGAGAUCUUUGCAAGCUUGGUUUGGAGAAGAAGAAUGGUCAAAAUAUCCAGUAGCUAAAACCAGUAUGGCUCUAUUACAAGAUUUUCAUCAUUCUCCUGCUAUACUUGAUUAUCCACCACAUUUAAUAGCAAUAGCAUGUAUCAAUCUUGCUUUACAAAUUUAUGGUGUAGUUGUUCCAUUAAUGGAUGAAUGUGAUCAACAACCUUGGUUUAAUGUUUUCUGUAAAGAUUUGACAAGAGAUAAACUUUGGGAAAUAAUGGAAAAAGUCAUGGCUGCAUAUGAUGAAGAACCCGAAACAAGAGAUAAUUGAUAUCUUAAAGAGAUUUUUUAAUCCUUAAUAAUACCGCAUAAUGUGAAAAAUAACAAAUACAUAAUUUUUUCGACAUGUUGGUAAUAAAAAUAUAAUAAAUAUGUUUGUAUAAAAUAAAGUUAUGUCAAAGUAAAUAAAUUAAAAAUGCAUUUUCCAAAGCAUUACUUGAAAGAAA